This is a messenger RNA of Blumeria graminis f. sp. triticale, 960 nucleotides long. Lineage: Eukaryota; Fungi; Ascomycota; Leotiomycetes; Helotiales; Erysiphaceae. The record is from the annotation of a GenBank genome assembly.
AUGAUAUCCUGCGCUUUUGUUCUCAUAUCACGAUUUCUAAAUCCAAAUAAGCCACUGGAAAAAGAUUCAACUGGUUAUCCCUCUCACCUAGAGCGUAUAGUCAUACUAGGCAGCGAUGGCGGUAGGUCGUAUUAUGAUGCUUAUGAUAAUCCCUCCCCGGGCAAAUUUCCCGUACCCGAUACAAAAUAUAAUUUAGCUACGACGAUCAAAAAAGUAGUUAGAAAUGGUACGAAUUUAAAGGCGUAUUGUUCACACACCAUGUCGUCCGUAAAAAUUGCAGAACUACUCGGAGGUGUCAUAUCCACCGAAACCGCAUAUUAUCAUAACCCUGUACCCGCUUAUCCGAAUUAUGAAACUUGCUUGGCCCUCAUAAAAAAAUCGACGGAUAUUCAUAACGCGGAACCCAAUCAUCAACAAGGUCAAUCACCGUUGUCAGCAGAAACUCUAAACCAUUCUAAACGAUGUUCGAAUAGUGAUCUCAUCAACUUGGCUUACAGAGGUCAAAUAUCAGUAUCAGGAGCAUAUGGCUACUUAGCUCCACGAAACAGUAAGGCACAGCUGAAGGUAUUCAUGGACCAACAUGUUCAAUUUGAAGAUUUCUUGAAAAGCCAUCAUGCCAAUGGAAUAGUGAAAAAUCACGGAAAAAUACUUGUCCUAUACUUUGGCCAUCUCCAUGUUUUUAAAAAAGAUUCUAGAAACUCAAUAUGGUUCCCAGUGACGCAAAUUGGUUCGGAGGAUCAUAACGUUGAGAUCAUCUUAAAUUUUAUCCGCAAUGAUACAGAAAUUCUCGACCAAUUAGAUGCAAUUAUUCGAACAUCGCAAUUAAAAAAUAAAAUUCUGGAUUUUUGUCGUCGGAUGGCUACCUGCGAUCCCACAAUAAAUCAGAUGAAAAAAAAACAAAUGGCUGAAAUUGGCAACAUAAAAUAUUCGACUUUUGUCUGCGAUACAAAAUAUAUAUGA